UUCAGUAGCCUAAAUAUAGUGGUCUCGGAGGUCAAAUUAACCCGUCGCGGCCGAAUUGUCGAUUCACGGAUCAAAAAGGUUUAUCGCUGUACCUGUGACGCCUCAGCGAGGCACUCUUCCGACGGAGACUUCCAGCGCAUUUAGAACUUGUUAUGAGAUGGACUCGUUGUGCAUGGUUGUACAUGACAGUUGUUGAUUGCAAAAAACAAUUAGUGCAAUUUCAUUUCAAUCAGCUUAUGCAUUAUUAACAGGCCACAUGUUAUCGCACAGAACAGAAGCUACAACAUAAACGAUUUAAGCCUCGUGAAAACUGCACGAGAUCGGUGAAUCAUAGCACGAGGUGGCUGAGACAAGACAAGUUCAUUGACGGGUGAAUCAAAGGGACAGUUGGUCAGCUAUGCCUUUCCUCCGAUUGCGUUUCGCCAUCUUCUCCUUGACGAUAUCCGUGUUUCAUAUUUUCCCUCAGGGGACCGUUGAAGCAUGCUUCGGUAAAAAUUGGGCAUUGAAUAAGCCUACAGGCACCUACCCUAGAGACACGGCAAUGUUACAAAAUCAGGCAAUACCGGUAAAUGGCAAGAGGGAUAAUCCUGAACACACCUGUGCAGAGAUUAGCACACAGAUUAGUGCCCCUGGUAGCUGGUUUGUGGAUUUGGGAAAGUCAAUACCGAUCAGAACAAUCAUUAUGACGUAUAGAGGACGCAAUAACGAGCCGGUCGGCUUUGAAGUGAGGCUGUUUGACACAAGUCCAGGACAAUAUGUAUCAGGCUAUACUUGUUUGACAAGAGAUCCAAGCAUAUUAAGCAAUCCGUAUAUUGUUGAAAUCGUCUAUUGUAGCGGUAAUGAUUACCGAUAUGUCUCAGUUACGACAACAUCGGGCGAACAUGUACUGCUUUGUCAAGUGGAGGUCUAUGAGUUUGACAUCCGCAUUGGGCACUUUUCCCCCACAACACUACCCUUGACUGUUCAACAGUACCAGGUUUUGACUACCAGGAGCAGGAUAGAAUGCGCUACGAUGUGCUUGAAAACGACGACGUGUGUCGGAUUCAACUACAAAACUCAAGCCAAAGAGUGCGACCUCUUUGACCACGCGGCUUCAACAUCAGCAGUUUUGCCAACAUUCACUCUGGACUGUCGUAUCACGGAUGAUUAGCGACUUGGCAUCCAGCUAUUGUUUUCGAGGUAGACCAAGCGGACAACGAUUUGUUAGAGGGCAACAACUGGGACAUUAUUGGCGAAUGCGUAUUUGCAAUCUGUCUUUUCUCGCAAGGAAUGAGACUUGCAAAAUAAACAGAUACAAAUGUAAUUCAUUUAGAUGAUAUAAAGUAAAGUAAAGUUUGUUUAUCAUAGUGUCACCCCUAAAGAAAGGGCCAGCAAGCUUUUGGCUUAUGAGACACUCUUUACUUCCGAACUCCUGCCACGCGCCUGGCGAGAAGGCAAUUUUUACCCUAUAUUUAACUAUCUUGCGGCUAACCCAGAAGUAUUAAGGUAGCAGGAAGGGGUGGGCGUUGGUGGUAUCCGAGUGU
Messenger RNA from Lineus longissimus, 1523 nucleotides. RefSeq lists its product as uncharacterized. The transcript has 4 exons. Bases 398 to 1150 code for a protein of 250 amino acids. Lineage: Eukaryota; Metazoa; Nemertea; Pilidiophora; Heteronemertea; Lineidae. The record is from RefSeq and is a predicted model, not a curated record.